Molecule: messenger RNA, 1518 nt
Organism: Rhodotorula toruloides NP11
Lineage: Eukaryota; Fungi; Basidiomycota; Microbotryomycetes; Sporidiobolales; Sporidiobolaceae
Product: nucleoporin Nup44
Exons: 5
Coding region: 1-1518 (505 amino acids)
Biological process (GO): NLS-bearing protein import into nucleus; protein localization to nuclear inner membrane; nuclear pore organization
Cellular component (GO): nuclear pore central transport channel; nuclear pore
Molecular function (GO): structural constituent of nuclear pore
Source: RefSeq, a predicted model, not a curated record
AUGGCCACCUUCUCCUUCGGCUCGACAGCGCCGAAGCCCGCGACUCCCGCUCCGACUUUCAGUUUCGGCGCACCGGCCACGUCCGCCGCACCAGCAGCUGGCACGACCCCCUCCCUUUUCGGCUCGACCACGACGCCCGCCGCCUCUACAGCCGCGCCAUCGGGCGGCCUCUUCGGUUCCGCACCCGCAACGAGCGGCGCAGGCGGCGGUUUGUUCGGCUCGACUACUUCACAAGCGCCUGCGACGGGCGGCGGACUGUUCGGUUCUGCGACUCCUGCGACGGGAAGUGCGGCACCUCCGACAGGCGGGUUGUUUGGCUCGACGAACGCGGGUACGACGGGCGGACUGUUCGGCGCAAAGCCUGCGACGAUUGGCGCGACGGGCGGGCUGUUUGGCUCGACGACGCAGCAGCAGCAGCAGCAGCCGGCGGCGGGAGGAGGGCUGUUUGGGAGCACGACGGCGCCUGCGACGGGCGGACUCUUCGGCUCGACGGCGCAGCAGCAGCCUCAGCAGCCCCAGCAGCAGCAGGCCCCCUCGCUGUUUGGCCAGUCGCAAAGCGCCGCCUCGGCCUCGCUCUUCGGCCCCAAACCCGCCGGCUCUUCCUCCCUCUUCGGCUCGUCCAACCCGCUCCUCGGCUCCUCCACCACCGCCCAACCCACCGCUCCCUCCGCUCCAAUCCCCAAACUCGGCGACCCGCUCCCUGUAAACCCUAACGAACCCAGCAUCGAAUCGCGCUUGUCGGCGCUCAAAGACGCAUGGGAUCCGUCCAGUCCCAAGUGCAGGUUCCAGACGUACUUCUACAACGAGGUACCGGCGGGACAGAGCGUGGGGAUGUAUUCGAGGCCGGUUGAGGGCGCGAGGAGGGAUGAGUGGGAGAGGGCGAGGAGGGAGAAUCCCGAGCCGGAGAAGUUGAUCCCGGCGCUCGCACUCGGCUUCCCCUCGCUCCAGACGCGGCUGAAUCUCCAGCAACGCCUCAACAGCCAACACCAAGCGCUCCUUCACGAGAUCCACACACACCUCGACUCGCUCUCGUCCUCUCACUCGCUCACGACCUCCCUCCGCACGCUCCGGGCACGCCAGAACGCCGUUGCGCUCGCUGCGCGGCUGAACGCGCUCGUAGCGAAAGCAAGCGCCCUGAGUCCGGCUCGGAACGCGGGGAUCAGGAGGGAGGAAGACGAGUUGCGUGUUGAAUUGGAGGGACAGGUCAAGGGCGAGGUGGAGCGUGUCAAGGCGCGGAUGGGAGAGCUGUGGGCUGGUGUGGGGGCGGUCAAGGCGAGGAAGGGGAUUGCGCAGGGUGCGGGUGGAGAUGAGGAGGGUGCGGGGUGGGCGGUCGCGGACGAGGAAGGCUUGCGGAAGAUCCUCGAGAUCCUCGGCUCCCAGCAGUCUGGUCUGGACCACCUCACGCGCACGCUGCAGACGAUGGCGCGCGACGUCGAUGUCAUGAACGAGGCGUUCGGGCUGCAGCGGACCAAGGUGGCGGAUGUGGGACCGGUCGGUGCGGCGGGUGAGGGGCGGUAG